AUGACAAAAACAAUUACGUCAACGCAAACGCUUAAAUUUAUCAAAGACGCUUGCUCACGAUUUGGUAUAUCAAAAACCAUUGUAACAGACAACGGAACGCAGUUUACAAGCCAGUCAUUUCAAGAUUUUUGUGAACUAAAUGGCAUACAACACUUCCGGUCGGCACCAUAUAAUCCCCAAUCUAACGGACAGGCAGAGAUCCUCGUGGACAUCUUUAAGAGGGGUAUAAUGAAAAUCAACGAAGGAGAGGAAAUAGAGGAAACAUUAAAUACAUUCCUUACAACAUACAGGUAUACUCCAAACAAGUAUAUAGACGGGAAAUCACCUGCAGAAAUUAUGAUCGGCAGGAAAGUGAGGACCAUGCUAGACCUACUUAAAUCUACCAAGCAACCAGAGACUCCCCGACAUAAUAUCAAACAAGAGGAACAAUUUAAUAAACAACAUGGAGCUAGAGAUAGGAAAUUUAAUUGCGGUGAUUUGGUCUACGCUAAACAGUAUGUGGGUAAUUCAUGGAAGUGGAUUCCCGGUACCAUCAUAGAACAAAUUGGCAACGUCAUGUACAACAUCUUGUUAGAUUCAAACAGAAGACAGCCACUUGUCCGAUGCCAUACCAAUCAACUCUUGGACAGAUACGCUGAGGGAGAAUGUCGAGCAGAUUCCAACGCAAGAUUACCGCUCGACUUAUUGAUGGAAGAAUUCCAAGUGGAUCAAGAAGAUGAUAAUCAAAGUGAGAACUUUGUAACACCUAGAACCUCGGCAGCAUCAUCGGAUGAUGAACCAGAGCAGGAAAGAAUCUUGGAAGACCGUCCCAGGAGAACGAUAAAAUUACCAACAUUCCUGCAUGAUUAUGUGCUUUAUUAA
This is a messenger RNA of Cyphomyrmex costatus, 861 nucleotides long. RefSeq lists its product as uncharacterized. Bases 1 to 861 code for a protein of 286 amino acids. Gene Ontology annotation, biological process: DNA integration. Lineage: Eukaryota; Metazoa; Arthropoda; Insecta; Hymenoptera; Formicidae. Gene Ontology annotation, molecular function: nucleic acid binding. The record is from RefSeq and is a predicted model, not a curated record. The transcript has a single exon.